Eruca vesicaria subsp. sativa (arugula) is the source of this 708-nucleotide messenger RNA. The record is from the annotation of a GenBank genome assembly. Lineage: Eukaryota; Viridiplantae; Streptophyta; Magnoliopsida; Brassicales; Brassicaceae.
AUGGAUUACUCAAGUGCUUUUGCUAUAGGAGACAAUCACGUGAACCAAGAGAAGCCUCCACCGCGAGUGUGUCCUAGGUGUAACUCAAACAACACCAAGUUCUGUUACUACAACAACUAUACGGUGUCUCAACCGCGCUACAAGUGCAAGGAAUGUCUCCGACACUGGACUCACGGUGGAGCGCUAAGGAACAUACCCAUUGGUGGAGGUAGCCGUAAAAUUUCUGCUGAGAAUAUCCAACAAGUUAAUCGUCGUCACCAACCUUUCUUACGUGGUCAAGAAAGCAACCAGUUUGUUGGAUAUUUUGGUGGCUCUUCUUCUUCUGGUAUUGCUAAUGGGAACCAGGUCGGUUCUUUUCCUGAAACUCAUGGCGAUAUGGGGCUUCCAUUUCACAGUUUUCCACCAAUGCAUCGCUCUUAUAUCCAUGAUGGAUUGUUUCAACACGAUCACUACAACGUUGAUUCCAAUGAUUUGUAUCGUAAUCAUUUGAAUAACCAAUUAAUUGGCAGUUAUAAUGCUCUGAGCUCUGAUCGUAACAGUUACAUCAAUCAACGGGAGAAUCAAAACCAGUGGAACCACCAGAGCUUCAACAAUACUAUGAACAUGAAUCAUAAUGCCAGCACCAGUGGAAGCAGACAAGCUUGGGACACUUAUCAAAUUAACAAGAACUACUGUGUGUCUAAGUCCCCUUACCAGCAUGGUCCUUGA